Chenopodium quinoa (quinoa) is the source of this 1164-nucleotide messenger RNA. RefSeq lists its product as uncharacterized. The record is from RefSeq and is a predicted model, not a curated record. Bases 1 to 1164 code for a protein of 387 amino acids. The transcript is spliced from 4 exons. Lineage: Eukaryota; Viridiplantae; Streptophyta; Magnoliopsida; Caryophyllales; Amaranthaceae.
AUGGAUGGGAAAAAGUUAGCAUAUAAAAAUGGGUAUCCAAAAGACUACAUGGCAGAGACAUCAAACAACAAAGAUGGAUAUCCUAUAUAUAGGAGAAGACAAACAGAAACUGUCCAACGACUUGGUCUUUUAGAAGAUGAUGAUGCUGCAUCUAUAUGCUUAGCCGAAGCUUUAGAAGUACAAUUACCUGAUGCUUUGAGACGACUUUUUGCAACAGUUUUGAUUUUCUGUCAACCAAGUGAUCCAUCUGCUUUAUGGGAAAAGUAUUACACAGCAUUGUCAGAAGAUUUCAGCCAUAAAUUUAAGGGUGAUACUGAUAAAAUCAAGCAGCUAACUAAAACAAGAGAUAUAGCAGACACUCUAGAUGCAGCUAUUCCUCAGGAAUUCAUAAAUACAAAGGAACGUUUGAAUACAGCACAAUUUCAAGCAGCUCGUGAAGACCUUGCAUUUUGCUCAUUCUUGUUAUCUCUUGGCAAUGGUGAAUUACAAAAAAGUGAGAGCGAUUACGUCAGACUACCUGAUGGAAUGAUUCAACACUUGCUCGUGGAAGAAGAUCCCAUUUUGAAGAUUAUAAAUGCAACAUUUCCAGAACUUGAGAAGGGAACAAUAACAUCAGAUAUCGUUGCAGAUAGGGAAAUCUUAACACCCAUGAAUGACGAUGUUGAUUUAGUGAAUUUAGUCUUAAUAGAUCGAUUUCCAGGAGAAUCAGUAACUUACAAAAGUUUUGAUGUAAUGCUCAAUGAUACAUGCAACAUUUAUCCGACAAAGUUUAUAAAUAAACUUUGUCCAGGAGGAAUGAGUCCCCAUCAGCUCGUCCUUAAGAAGGAUUGUCCAGUAACUUUGUUACGCAACAUAAUGCCUUCUGAAGGACUCUGUAAUGGUACAAGAUUAGUUUGUAAGACCUUUCUACCCAACGUUAUUGUCUGUGAGAUCUCUGUUGGACAAUACAAGGGUACACCUGUUUUUGUACAUCGAGCAAAUCUACGACCUCCCGCAAAUAGCAGCUAUCCCUUUGCUUUUGAAAGGAAACAAUUUCCAAUUAAGCUAUGUUUUGCCAUGACAAUUAAUAAGUCACAAGGGCAGACAUUGAAUCAAGUAUCAAUAUAUCUUCCUCGGCCGUGUUUUUUCACAUGGUCAGUUGUAUGUGGCACUAUCUCGUGCUAA